AUGAAGACGAAGCAUUCUCCGGGGGAAAAUGAUCCGAUCCUCAGCUUCUGCAAGGCAACGAAUGAGUCUCGUGAAUUAGCAUUCUUCUUCCUCGAAGGUUUCAGCUGGGAUCUCGAUAACGCCGUCUCUGGUUUUCUCCAAGGUCGCCUUCCUCCGAUCAAAGAGCCGCAGUUGCAGCGAUCUCCGUCGAGAUACACUACUACUUCUGCCUUGAAAUCAAGUUCUAAGAUGGACGAUGCAGAUGAAGUGUCCAAAACUUUGGAUGAUAGAAGAGAGCCUAUUAGACUCCCCAUGGCGUUUAGAGCUGAUCCUGUGAAGUGCGAGCCUGAAGAAGAGGGAUCAGCCCCUAGCUGCAAAGAUGUGUGA
Molecule: messenger RNA, 366 nt
Organism: Eutrema salsugineum
Lineage: Eukaryota; Viridiplantae; Streptophyta; Magnoliopsida; Brassicales; Brassicaceae
Product: plant UBX domain-containing protein 5
Exons: 3
Coding region: 1-366 (121 amino acids)
Molecular function (GO): protein binding
Source: RefSeq, a predicted model, not a curated record